AUGCCAACUGAUCCUAAUGAAGAAAAGUUAUUUAAAGAUGUGAACGAUAUAGGUUAUACAUUAAUAGCGUUAUUUGCAAACGGAGAUGGCAAUUAUAUGUAUAAUGCAGUGGCCACUCUAGCAUCAGAAUCACAAUCGUUUGCAGUCGAAUUACGUCGUGUUUCAACCGCAUCGGUCAUUUCAUUUACGAAAAAGACGACAAUUCUGAGUACGACAAAGACACCAAGCGAGUUAGGCGAUACAGCGCCACAAGCUGAAAACACAGCACCGACGGAUUUCUUAACAACAACUGCAAAACUGGCCGAAGCUGUUCUUACAUUCAAAGAUAAAUCGUCGAAAGUAGUAUUUAUGAGUUUGAGCGGACAGAAAGAUCCAGAUUUGUAG
Didymodactylos carnosus is the source of this 384-nucleotide messenger RNA. Lineage: Eukaryota; Metazoa; Rotifera; Eurotatoria; Philodinida; Philodinidae. The record is from the annotation of a GenBank genome assembly.